CAACGAUUUUUUCUAUACUAGCUAGACUAGUGAAUGGAAUUUCCCGAACUUGGAUCUCAGUGUGCAGUUCAGACAUGCAGACAGUUGGAUUUUUUGCCGAACGUUUGUGAUACAUGUCACGGAGUGUUCUGUCAUGAACAUAGCAGAUAUGAAGACCAUCAGUGUGGAGAAGCAUAUUUGAAGGAUGUAAGGGUACCCAUCUGUCCUCUUUGUGAUAAACCAGUGCCUGUCAGAAGAGGUGAAGAUCCUAACAUCAAGGUCAAUGAACACAUUUCUCAGGACUGUCAUUCAGAGAAAGCAGGGAAGAUUUCAUCAAGAUGCUCAUUUCCUGGAUGCAAAGGCAAGGAGCUUGUUCCUAUCAAGUGUGCAGAGUGCAACAGAACAUACUGUCUUCGACAUAGAUUUACAAUGGAUCACAACUGCACAGGACCCACUGUUGCAGCUGGACGCAACGCAGCUAAAAGCAGAUGGCAAACAAGCAGAAGUGAUCAAAGGCCGGUGUCUUCAUCAUCACACAAAAGGGCUGCAACAGCAGGGCCAAAGAAACCACAGCAGACGUGCUUGAAUGCAGUUGGUAGUGAAUUGAAUAGACUUAGACAAGAAAGACAAGAGCAACACCGAACUCCCAUGUUUCAUGGAGCCACUGCUAAUCUACAGCAGCAAACGACUGAAGAUGAAGCAUUAACUCGUGCUAUCCAGGAAUCAUUGCGAGAUUCUUCAGUGUCGAAUUCAAAUGUGCAACCGCUGCCUGACGCACAAACUGCAAAUGAAGAUGAUGCUGCAUUAGCACAGGCCAUUGCAGCAUCCCUGGACGAUCAAGAGAAACAGAGAGCACAAAUGAGACAAAAGAAAGAAUCCAGCUGUACAAUUUCCUGAAUACGGCAAAGCAGUCAAACCGACAAUCACAGGAGCUCAAAGAAUAUAGUAUAUGAUACAAAUUGACGUUCAUAGCAACUACAGACUUUUUAAAUUGAAUAAAAUAUAACUGCAUCAUUA
Molecule: messenger RNA, 996 nt
Organism: Corticium candelabrum
Lineage: Eukaryota; Metazoa; Porifera; Homoscleromorpha; Homosclerophorida; Plakinidae
Product: AN1-type zinc finger protein 2A-like
Exons: 11
Coding region: 34-876 (280 amino acids)
Biological process (GO): protein targeting to ER; proteasome-mediated ubiquitin-dependent protein catabolic process
Cellular component (GO): cytoplasm; endoplasmic reticulum
Molecular function (GO): zinc ion binding
Source: RefSeq, a predicted model, not a curated record